Molecule: messenger RNA, 1866 nt
Organism: Pichia kudriavzevii
Lineage: Eukaryota; Fungi; Ascomycota; Pichiomycetes; Pichiales; Pichiaceae
Exons: 1
Coding region: 1-1866 (621 amino acids)
Biological process (GO): proton transmembrane transport; sodium ion transport; vacuolar acidification
Cellular component (GO): fungal-type vacuole membrane; late endosome; early endosome
Molecular function (GO): sodium:proton antiporter activity
Source: RefSeq, a predicted model, not a curated record
AUGGCUGGCAUAUGGUACUCUCUUCUACUUCAGGCCAGUUUUGUACUGGCCAAGAAUGUCCUUAACGGAGGUGGAAAAAUCAACCCAAUCGAUGAAGAACCAAUUGACGAUUCCCCCGAUAUCAAUUUACCUGAUGAUAACAAUUUGGAGGAUGUUAAUCCGGUUGCUGAAGAAAUCUUUUCAUCGUGGGCGUUGUUUAUUGUUUUAUUCCUACUUUGUUCGGCAUUAUGGUCUUCAUAUUAUUUACAACAAAAAAGAAUAAAAGCCAUCCACGAGACCGUCCUAUCUAUUUUCUAUGGUAUGGUAAUUGGCCUAGUUAUAAGAGUCUCUCCUGGACACUACAUUCAAGACGCAGUCAAAUUUAAUUCAAGUUAUUUUUUCAACAUAUUGCUACCACCUAUCAUCUUGAAUUCCGGUUAUGAGUUACAUCAAGCUAACUUUUUCAGAAAUAUUGGUUCAAUCCUAGUUUUCGCCAUCCCUGGUACCUUUAUAAGUGCCAUGGUUGUUGGGAUAAUAUUAUUCAUUUAUACAAAACUGGGUAUUGAAAGCAUACAUAUAUCUUUUGUUGACGCUUUGGCAGUGGGUGCCACUUUAUCGGCAACAGAUCCCGUCACAAUUCUCUCUAUCUUCAAUUCCUAUAAGGUGGAUCCUAAAUUGUAUACCAUUAUUUUCGGGGAAUCCUUGUUAAACGAUGCUAUAUGUAUUGUUAUGUUCGAAACCUGCCAACAAUUCCAUGGUAAGCAUGCUGGUCUUUCAUCGAUUUUUGAAGGUAUUUCUUUAUUCUUGGUUACUUUUACUGUAUCCACUUUAAUUGGUCUAGUUUGGGGGGUUUUAAUUGCCCUAGUAUUGAAACAUUCUCAUAUUAGAAGAUACCCUCAAAUUGAAACUUGUCUAGUACUACUAUUUGCGUACGAAUCCUAUUUCUUCUCAAAUGGUUGCCACAUGUCGGGUAUUGUUUCUCUAUUAUUCUGUGGUAUUACGAUGAAGCACUAUGCUUAUUAUAACAUGUCACGGCGUACCCAAAUAGCAACAAAAUAUGUCUUCCAGUUAUUAGCACAAUUAUCAGAAAAUUUUAUCUUUAUUUAUUUAGGUUUAUCUUUAUUCACUGAGGUUGAGCUAAUUUUCAAACCUCUUUUGAUUAUUGUCACGUUUGUUAGUAUCUGCGUUGCAAGAUGGGCGGCUGUUUUCCCUCUAUCAAGGUUUAUAAAUUGGUUUUCUCGUAAUCGGAAAGAAGCUCGUGGUCUCACUUCUCUGUCCACUUUACAAGAUGAAAUUCCUUAUAACUAUCAAAUGAUGCAAUUUUGGGCAGGAUUGCGUGGCGCUGUUGGUGUUGCACUAGCGAUGGGAUUACAAGGAGAAUCUAAAUUUGCAUUACUAGCUACAGUGUUGAUUGUUGUUGUUUUAACUGUGAUAUUAUUCGGUGGUACUACCGCUGGUAUGUUGGAAAUGUUAAAUAUCAAAACUGGGUGUAUAGAAGAAGAUGUUAGUGACGAUGAGUUUGAUAUUGAAAUGCCACCUCAUCAACCUAACUCACACAAUAUUGGCUCUUCUUCUAAUGUCGAUUUAGAUUCAACCAAGUACUUUGAUCAUGCUACAUCGAAGAACAGAACCAGACAGCCAUCAGAAGACGAAGCUGAUCCUUCCGCUUACAUUGAAAUGAAUAAUACUAAAUCACCAGAUUUAAACGGAGCCUCACCUGUGAAUAAGACAAAUAACAAUGAUUCUUCAUCGGGUAUGAAUUUAAGUGAAAUAUUCAGUGUUGACGAACAUGCUAAAUGGUUUACCAACUUUGAUAGAAAUGUUUUGAAACCUGUGUUAUUAGACUCAACGCCAAAUAGGGCGGAUACAAAUGGAGACAAUGAAUAA